Molecule: messenger RNA, 2907 nt
Organism: Hydractinia symbiolongicarpus
Lineage: Eukaryota; Metazoa; Cnidaria; Hydrozoa; Anthoathecata; Hydractiniidae
Product: tyrosine-protein kinase SRK2-like
Exons: 6
Coding region: 76-1602 (508 amino acids)
Biological process (GO): cell differentiation; cell surface receptor protein tyrosine kinase signaling pathway; protein phosphorylation
Cellular component (GO): extrinsic component of cytoplasmic side of plasma membrane
Molecular function (GO): signaling receptor binding; ATP binding; non-membrane spanning protein tyrosine kinase activity
Source: RefSeq, a predicted model, not a curated record
AAACUUAUUCUUUUAUUAAUAUAGUUUAAAAAGGAUACGGAACAACACCUAUAAAUAAUGUAAUUACUAGCAGACAUGGGGAAUUGUUAUCGUAAAUUUAGAAAGACACCUGAAAAACCAAGAGAAACAAGAGAAACUGACAACAAAACUGAAAAUAGAUAUAUUCCUCAGCCGGUUCCACUAGAACGACCACCAAUACCUCGUCCUGACGCGCCAACUAUUCCAGCACCACCAACUCCACCAUUUCCAGAUAAUAAUGCAAAGGUAGUUGUUGCAUUGUAUGGUUAUGAUGCUCGAACCGAUGACGACUUGACAUUUGUUAAAGGUGACCUGUUAGAGAUCAGAGAAGAAAAUGGUGACUGGUGGUUUGCUCGUUCAAGAAAAAAUGGGCAGAAAGGUUACAUUCCUUGUAACUAUAUUGCUGCAGUCAAAUCAUUAGAAGCUGAACCGUGGUACUUUGGUGAUAUCAAGCGACAAGAGGGUGUUCGUUACCUGGAACAACCCGGAAACAAACAUGGUGCUUUUUUAAUCCGCAAAAGUGAAAAUCGUCCCAAUCAGAGUGGCCAAUUAUACGCAUUGUCAGCCUUAGAUGGUGAUAUUGUGAGACAUUACCGCAUAAAAACCACGGACGAAGGAAAGUUUUUCAUUUCCAGAAGGCAAGAAUUUAGUACGUUGAAUGAGCUGGUGGAAUAUUAUAGUAAUGUGUCUGACGGUUUGAUGGUUUUGAGAGAGCCAUGUAUAAAAGAAAAGGCGCCGAUUUAUGAUCUUUCGCACAAAGACAAGUGGGAAAUUGAACGUUCUUCAUUGAGGUUUACUAGUCGCUUGGGUGCUGGAAUGUUUGGUGAAGUAUCUAAGGGAAUAUGGAAUAAUACCACUGGAGUUGCUAUAAAGUCUUUAAAAGAAGGUUCAAUGGACAAAGAGCAGUUUUUGCAAGAGGCUAGCAUAAUGAAGAAAUUGAGACACCCCAAACUCAUUCAACUUUACGCGGUUGUAACGGUAGACGAACCCAUUUUGAUAGUGACUGAACUAAUGACGAAUGGAUCCCUGCUCGAUUACUUUCGACAUGGCGACGGACCAAGUCUUAAAUUUUCCGAGCUUGUAGACAUAUGCGCGCAAGUUGCACAAGGAAUGGCGUUCUUGGAAUCUAGAAAUUUUAUCCAUCGUGAUUUGGCUGCCAGAAAUAUUUUAGUUGGAGAAAAUAAAAUAGUGAAAAUCGCUGAUUUUGGAUUGUCUCGAUGUAUAGUCGACGGAGAUUACGAUGCUCAACAAGGCACACGUUUUCCAAUCAAAUGGACUGCACCUGAAUCGUGUCAAUAUAAUAGAUUCACGACGAAGUCGGAUGUGUGGUCAUUCGGUAUUUUUAUGUACGAAGUAAUCACGUAUGGCAAAACUCCAUACGCUGCCAUGAGCAACGCCGAGACUCUGCGUGCGUUGGACCAAGGAUACAGGUUACCUAAGCCAGAUAAUUGUCCAGAUGAGUAUUACCAUGAGAUGUUUAAGUGCUGGAAAAGCAAUCCUGAAGAACGUCCCACCUUCGAGACCUUACAAUGGACGUUGGAAGAUUUCUUUCAAGACAAAAGACAAUAUCAAGACGAACUUUAGAUACAAAACUUUCCAAAGUUCACGCAUACGGCGAUUAAUAUUUUUAAAGCAUUUUUCAUAGUUUUGUGUGUUACACAUUAAACGAAUCAUUUUUAAAACGACGACCAAAUUUUUUGGCAGAAUUUUUAAAAGCAUUGAGGCAUGCGUUAUCUGUUUUUGUUCCAGAGUUUUCUCUUUCCAUCAAACGUUUUUAUCAAAAAUACGUAAACAAACCAAGAAACAGACCGGGUAACACGAUUUUUUAUAAAACAAAUCUUUGGUCUUCAAUAUAUAAAUAAAGAAUUAUAGAGAUUAAUUGCAUUUUCCACAAUUUGAUAGUGGGUAGCGCUUAAUAAUUAGAGAGUUUAUUUCGUGUACUGCAUUUUUCUACGUUCAUAUCAUAGGGCAACUUUAGAGACACAAUUUCAACAAUGCUUUACCUUUAUUGAAACUUAUCUGUUAGAAGAUUUCUGUAAUUGAUUUUCAAGGAAGGUCGUUUCUAUUUGCAGUUAGGUUAGAUCAUGUAGAAUCAAGUAUUUGUGAGUACUUGAAAAAAAGGGGGAUAAAUCAAACUGGUGAAUAUCAUUGUUGGGCGAAUCAACUCAACUUAUACUGCACAUGUGUGGACGUUCAUUUUGUUGCGUCCGUCCAGAAGUGAUGAACUUUUGUUUUUUUGUUUCUAUUUUCCCUUCAUGAAUAUCUUGUAUCAAACCAACUCGAAAGAAAAGCUUUUUUGGUAUUUGUUGGCAAAACUUUAAAAAAAAGAAGCUCGUUCUUACUUCAAAACUAAACUCGCACUUCGCCAAAUAUUUACAUAAAAUUUUGAACACAAGAAGGCCAAAACAAUAGUGGUGAAAAUGUUAUUGUUCUGUAAGUAAGUUCUUUUAACAGUAAAGUACGCAUGCGCUUAUGUUUGUACAAACCAAGCUUUCUAAAAAUUUCCUAUCGUAGAUUUUUAUCUUUUUUAGAAUGUUCAUGCUUUUGUAAUUUUAAUUUAUAUAUAAUACAUAGUUUCUUUCUUUUAGUCAUAUACAUGUUCUGCUUUAGCGUUUAACAAAUUUUUCGUUCUUCACUCCAAAAGAGAAAUCACAACUACCAACAUGUAUUAGUAUUAAGAACUUACACUUUCAAGCUAACAAAAUGAGAGUGAUCUUGUGGAGGAUUGCUGUUAUAGUCUUGAAAAUUUGCAUUUAUUAUUAUUAUUAUUAUUAUAAAAUGUUAUAUUUUUGUGUAUGUGUGUUUUUCUGAGAUAAUUUUAUAAGAUUUGGUAUGUAUAUAAUUGUAACUCGAUUUUCAAUAAAAGUUGAUCACAAAUAUUGUUCUGUA